This is a messenger RNA of Pelobates cultripes (western spadefoot toad), 207 nucleotides long. The record is from the annotation of a GenBank genome assembly. Lineage: Eukaryota; Metazoa; Chordata; Amphibia; Anura; Pelobatidae.
AUGAUGUCGACGUCCGACGCUUGCGCGCCAUGUGGCAUGCCUGAUGACCUCACUGGACCUGCUCCUUUCGCCAUCUUGGCCUGCUUCUCACCGACCUCUCCAAUCCAACUCUACCAGAUCCUGGAUACUGAUGUGGUCACGGCCGGGCCUCCACUGUCAUCCCGACUCAUCCGCCUCCUCCGAUCACCUUGCCUCAACGGGCUGUAG